AUGUGGAAGAUGGAUGGGGGAAAAUCAGAGAAAGGAAAAUAAUGGGAGAAAAGUUGGAGGAAAAUUGUAUUGUGCAAAAUUCUAAAUUUUUCUAUUUUCUCUUUCUCCCAAACCAAAUAAUGGGAGAGAUUUUAUUAUUUUUUUAAGUUUUCCUUUCAUUCUCUUCUUUUUCACAAGUUUCAUACAAAGCAAAAGUAUUGUAAAUCUGAACCGUUUAUUUUUCUUUCGUCGAUAGUUUUCAUAUAUAGAUUGACAUAUCAAUCCUAUUCUGCAAACCCAUAAGCACUCUGCUUUGCAUACCCCACACCCUCUCCUCUGCUUCUCCCUCCCAUUUCCAUUCCCCAUCCAAUUAAUGGAACCCAACAACAAGCCAACCACAAUAUGCCACGUGGUGGCGAUGCCUUAUCCCGGUAGAGGCCACAUCAACCCCAUGAUGAACUUCUGCAAGCUACUAGCCUCGAAAAGGGACGAAAUCUUAAUCACCUUCGUCGUGACGGAGGAGUGGCUCGGCUUCCUCAGCUCCGAGCCCAAGCCGCCGGCCAACAUCCGGUUCGCCACGAUUCCUAACGUAGUCCCGUCCGAGAAAGGUCGGGCUGCGGAUUUGCCGGGUUUCAUUAGAGCUGUUCUGACCAAGAUGGAAGAGCCCUUCGAGCGGCUGCUGGAACGGCUUGAGCGGCCGCAGAAGCCGAGCGUUAUAAUGCACGAUACGUACUUGAUGUGGGCGGUGGACGUCGGGAAUCGGAGGAAUAUUCCGGUGGCGUCGUUUUGGACCCAGCAGAUGUCCGUGUUCACAGUGUUCUAUCACUUUGAUCUCCUCAAACAAAAUGGCCACUUCCCAAUUAAUGUUUCAGAACGAGGAAACGAGUUGGUAAACUACAUACCAGGAAUUCCACCAACACGCAUUGCAGAUCUUCCGGCAGUCUUCUCCGGCAAAGUAUUUGAUGUUGUGCACACAGCUUGUGAAGCCCUUUCGCUAGUCCGAAAAGUACAGUAUCUUCUACUCACUUCAAUCUAUGAGCUCGAAUCGCAAACCAUUGACGCAAUAAAAGCAGCAAUUCCAACCCCGGUAUACUCUAUUGGUCCAUCAGUACCUUACUACGAACUCGGGGACAAUUCCUCUGCGUCUACCGAUUCCAAAAACUGUGAAACCAGCUACGUGCAAUGGCUGGAUUCUCACCCCAAAUCCUCCGUUUUGUAUAUUUCUCUGGGUAGUUUCCUUUCUGUUUCCAGAACCCAAAUGGAUGAAAUCAUUGCAGGGGUUGAUAUGAGCUGCGUUCGGUUCUUUUGGGUGUCGCGAGAUGAUGCUUCUCGGAUCAAAGAGGGAUGUGGUGAUUUGUCAAACAAGGGGGUGGUGGUGCCAUGGUGUGACCAGUUGAAAGUACUGUGCCACUCUUCCACAGGCGGGUUUUGGUCUCAUUGCGGGUGGAAUUCAACCAAGGAAGGUGUCUUUGCCGGAAUUCCAUUCCUCACUUAUCCAAUAAUUGGGGAUCAAAUGCCAAACUCCAAAACUAUUGUGGAGGACUGGAAGAUUGGGUGGAAAGUGAGGAGAGGAAUGGGCGAUGAAGAACGCUUGGUUACGAGAGAAGAAAUUGCCAGUAUUUUACGGCGGUUCAUGGAUUUGGAAAGUGAUGAGGGGAAAGAAAUGAGGAGAAAAGCGAAGGAACUCGAGGAGAUUAGCCGAAGAGCAGUUUCCGAAGGAGGUUCAGCUGAAACUGCAAUUGAUUCUUUUAUUCAAGACAUUUCGUAACGUCGUGAUUGUUGAAACAUAUGUUUUCUACGGUUCUGAUCAGUGAUUCCUAGAGAUUAUCUUACCACUAAUGUUCACGUAAUAAGCAACCAUUUCUCUCACUUAUAUAAUAAGUUCUACCUGUUUUUCAGUUUGAAAGAUA
Messenger RNA from Rhododendron vialii, 1889 nucleotides. RefSeq names its product UDP-glycosyltransferase 87A1-like. Bases 353 to 1747 code for a protein of 464 amino acids. Gene Ontology annotation, molecular function: UDP-glycosyltransferase activity. NCBI's taxonomy places the organism in Eukaryota, Viridiplantae, Streptophyta, Magnoliopsida, Ericales, Ericaceae. The record is from RefSeq and is a predicted model, not a curated record. The transcript has 3 exons.